AUGGCAGACGAAGGUGUUGCUGAGCAUUAUCAGGUUCUGGAGGAACUCGGUCGUGGGAGUUUUGGGGUCGUUUACAAGGGCAUCGAAAGGGCAACAGGCGAGACGGUGGCCAUUAAACAUAUUGAUCUCGAGUCCAACGACGACGACAUUCAAGAUAUCCAAGCCGAGAUCGCUGUCCUCAGCACGUGUGCGAGUCCAUAUGUAACCCAAUACAAGGGUUCGUUCUUGCGUGGGCACAAGCUAUGGAUCAUCAUGGAAUAUCUUGGCGGAGGCUCUUGCCUAGACUUGUUGAAACCUGCGAAUUUCAGCGAAACCCACAUCGCCAUUGUCUGCCGUGAGCUUCUGUUGGGGAUACAAUAUCUGCACACAGAAGGCAAGAUUCAUCGAGACAUCAAAGCUGCAAAUGUCCUGUUAUCCGAAACGGGCAAGGUUAAGCUGGCUGACUUUGGUGUGGCCGCCCAAUUGACCAACAUCAAGUCGCAACGCAACACCUUUGUUGGCACACCGUUUUGGAUGGCGCCCGAGGUAAUUCAACAAGAUGGAUACAGCUUCAAGGCCGACAUUUGGUCCUUGGGCAUCACGGCUAUGGAACUGGCGAACGGCGAGCCUCCGUUGUGUCAUAUUCACCCCAUGAAGGUCUUGUUUCACAUUCCGAAAAACUCCCCGCCCAAGUUGGAGGGCGAUUUCAGCAGAGACUUCAAGGACUUUGUUACUCAAUGUCUGACCAAGGACUACGAGCGGAGACCUUCGGCCAAGGAACUCUUGAAGCAUCGCUUCAUUCGAGCCGCGGGAAAGAUUGAGGCCUUACAGGAGCUCAUCGCCCGACGCCAAAUGUGGGAUGCCGACCAAAACCGGCAGCGACACCCAAUCUAUUAUCAGGAAACUCUACAAACGAUAUCUCCUAAGGAUGGCCAACAAGAGUGGGUAUUUGAUACUGUCAAGUCAGUUGCCAUUGUUCAACCCAAGAAGCCGGUCUCCAAGCACCGAAAGCCAUCGUCGAUGCUGGGAACGGAAGGUCUUCGAAGACUUGAUAUCGCAGAGGGGCCACUAGGUUUGUCUUCACCAGCACCAGCACCAGCACCAGCACCAGCACCAGGAACUGGAACUGGAACUGGACUUGGAACGGGAACGGGAACGGGAACGGGAACGGGAACGGGAACGGGAACGGGAACGGGAACUGUUCGCAAGUCCACCGUCCGGCGUGCUCCAUCACUUGCUCAACCCAGUUCUGUCCUCCGAACCAGUGGUCCACCCCGCCUUACAGUCGCGGCCAAGAAACCAUUGCAACCCGACAUGUCCUUUGGAAAUUUGGGGUCGACAAUGCGCCUUUUCCGGCGGGUUCCCUCGGACGGUUCCACCAAUGGUCAACUAGGACGACCAUCCUCACCAGACGACGUCUUCUGUGACGAGAACCUGCCUCCUCCCGUUGCGUCCCCUGUGGAGCCCUACGGGAAAGAAGCUGUUCUUGGGAGACGGCUUUACAACAAGGCUGUGGAGCCGGCUUUGGCCGAACUACAUGCCCAAACCUCUGCCAUGCAGAAACGUGAGGCGCUUGCGAAGCUCUCGGAUGCAUUUGCAGGCCUGGACGCUGUCGAUCCGGAAGGUGCAUAUCAUCUCAUGAGAAAUCUUGUCGCAUCCAUGUCUCAGGACAGCAAGCUUAGUGCGUCUCUUCUGCGACAACCGGCGCUGAAGAUUCCGGAUGACGGCACGCCUCAGGGGACUGUCAUUGUUAAGAGCUCUGCAACUUCCCUGGCCAGUCCUACAAAGCUAGUGCUGAGCUCAAGCAACCCACAUCUCAAGAGUCACAAGCGACGACAAGGCGAGUCCCCAAGACCCAGCCUGGGCGAAAAGGAGCUGGAUCGUGAACGCUCGAUGCUGCUGGAAGAAAAGUAUCCUGGCCGCGACGCACGAAGCGGCAUGGAACACUGCAAACAACUGUCUGAUGUGCUGUAUCAUCGCUGGGCCGACAAUCUCCGAAUUCGAUGGCCAGCUGUAUAA
Molecule: messenger RNA, 1998 nt
Organism: Ustilaginoidea virens
Lineage: Eukaryota; Fungi; Ascomycota; Sordariomycetes; Hypocreales; Clavicipitaceae
Exons: 4
Coding region: 1-1998 (665 amino acids)
Biological process (GO): protein phosphorylation
Molecular function (GO): protein kinase activity; ATP binding
Source: RefSeq, a predicted model, not a curated record